This is a messenger RNA of Phascolarctos cinereus (koala), 4589 nucleotides long. It is a transcript of the gene PSPC1, whose product is annotated as paraspeckle component 1. NCBI's taxonomy places the organism in Eukaryota, Metazoa, Chordata, Mammalia, Diprotodontia, Phascolarctidae. Gene Ontology annotation, molecular function: RNA binding. The record is from RefSeq and is a predicted model, not a curated record.
AUGUGCAAAAAGAGGCUAAUUCUUAGUAUUGGUCAAAAAGAGACAUUCUCGAAAAGUUCGAGCCAGGGCCGGAACUGCGCAGGCGUGGAGGGCGCGGCGCCGCAGCACACGGCGGGGGCGGGGCUUGGGCUCGGCAACGUUACAAGUAGCUGCAGCGUUUGGCAGCGCCAUUUUGAAAGCGCUGUUGCCGCGGAUCGGUUGUGCGUAGCAGGAGCUGAACGCCUGGUUCGGUCUUGCGGCUUGUCCGGCCUCCUUUUCCACCCUACGGACAUCUUUUUUUUUUUUCCUUCGACUUACAGCGAAUUUAGGGGAGCGAUCAUGUUGAGAGGAAACUUGAAGCAAGUGCGGAUCGAGAAAAACCCGGCCCGCCUGCGGGCCUUGGAGUCGGCGGCGGGGGAGAGCGAGACGGCAGCUGCGGCUGCCAUGGCGCUAGCUCUGGCCGGGGAACAGGCGCCGCCCCCCUCGGCGCCCCAGGAGGACCACCAGGAGGAAGAGAUGGGCUUCACCAUCGACAUCAAGAGCUUCCUGAAGCCGGGAGAGAAAACGUACACGCAGCGCUGCCGCCUCUUUGUGGGGAACCUUCCCACGGACAUCACGGAGGAGGACUUUAAGCGGCUUUUCGAGCGCUACGGGGAGCCCAGCGAGGUCUUCAUUAACCGAGACCGCGGCUUUGGCUUCAUCCGUCUGGAGUCUAGAACUCUGGCUGAAAUUGCAAAAGCAGAGCUGGAUGGCACUAUUUUGAAAAGCAGACCACUCCGAAUUCGAUUUGCUACUCAUGGAGCUGCCUUAACUGUCAAGAACCUUUCACCUGUGGUUUCUAAUGAGCUUCUAGAGCAAGCAUUUUCUCAAUUUGGUCCUGUGGAGAAAGCUGUUGUAGUAGUGGAUGAUCGUGGACGAGCAACGGGAAAAGGUUUUGUAGAAUUUGCUGCAAAACCUCCAGCACGAAAAGCCCUGGAACGAUGUGGUGAUGGAGCAUUCUUGCUAACCACGACACCUCGGCCAGUCAUUGUGGAGCCCAUGGAACAGUUUGAUGAUGAAGAUGGACUACCAGAGAAAUUAAUGCAGAAGACACAACAAUAUCACAAGGAAAGAGAACAGCCUCCCCGGUUUGCUCAACCUGGGACAUUUGAAUUUGAGUAUGCAUCACGAUGGAAGGCUCUGGACGAAAUGGAAAAGCAGCAGCGGGAGCAGGUUGACAGAAAUAUCAGAGAAGCCAAAGAGAAACUAGAGGCAGAAAUGGAAGCUGCUAGACAUGAACAUCAGUUAAUGCUGAUGAGGCAAGAUCUUAUGAGGCGCCAAGAAGAACUGAGGCGUUUGGAAGAACUUCGAAAUCAAGAGCUUCAGAAACGCAAGCAAAUACAGUUAAGACAUGAAGAAGAACAUCGUCGUCGUGAAGAAGAGAUGAUACGUCAUAGAGAACAAGAGGAACUUCGAAGACAGCAAGAAGGAUUUAAACCAAACUAUUUGGAAAAUAGAGAACAGGAAAUGAGAAUGGGUGAUUUGGGUCCCCGUGGAGCAAUAAACAUGGGAGAUGCGUUUAGCCCAGCACCUGCUGGUAACCAAGGUCCUCCUCCAAUGAUGGGUAUGAAUAUGAACAACAGAGGAACUAUACCUGGCCCACCUCUGGGUCCUGGUCCUGCCUUGGGACCAGAAGGAGCUGCAAAUAUGGGAACUCCAAUGAUGCCAGAUAAUGGAGCAGUGCAUAAUGAUAGAUUUUCCCAAGGACCACCAUCUCAGAUGGGUUCACCUAUGGGCAGUAGAACAGGCACUGAAACCCCUCAGACCCCAAUGAGUGGUGUAGGUCCUGUGAGUGGUGGUCCUGGUGGCUUUGGUAGAGGAAGCCAAGGGGGAAACUUUGAAGGACCUAAUAAACGUCGCAGAUACUAAAGAAUCUUUCAGUCCUUGCAAUUUAGAGAGAAGAAAAUUUAGUGGUAUGCCUUUAUAAUUUUCUGAAAAAAAUGGUUUUAUUGUUAAUAUAGUCUUUUCAAAGUUUCUUUUGUAAAACCUGAAGUUUUUGUAUUUUUUUUCUUUAGUCGUACAUAAGCUUUGUAGUCUAGAGUGGAAAUGAUGAUGCUCAUCAUUGUGAAAGUCAAAUGUGUUUGUGACUUUAGCUAAAUAUAAACAUGCGAUCGUACUGUAAAACUUGUGCAGAUACUUGAUCUCAAUAAAGAAAUCACUUUGAAUAAUUUGAAAUAUUAGUAGUAGUAUGCUCCUUUAAAAUAUUACCAAACUUGGCUGUACUAAUAACAUUUUGGUUGCUUUAACUCAGUAAUGCCAGCUAUUCAAAAAGCAAGAAGAUUCCAUGCUUUUUAGUUGUAAACUAGAAAGUAGCACUGGACUUUGCAAAGUAUGUGGUUAAUACCUGAUGUAUUAAGGGGUUGAAAGAUAGUGCAACAUCUUGAAGAAGUAUACCUUUGUACAAACCAUUAAUGUUCUGUAAAAUGAAGGUUAUGCUGUCUAUGGUUUAAUAGCUAGAAUAGACCAGAAAUAUCAAGAAAAUCUUUGUCAUGUGUUCAAUUUUCCAAAUAAAUACUUUGGUUCUUGGCUAAAGCUGCUUGAAUGCAAAUCUCCUUUGCUAAUAUAAAUUUAGUUUUGAUCUAGAAAAUAUAUUUGGACCUGUAAUAAUUAAUUUUGUUAUGUCAAUAUCAACACUUCAGCAUUUGUUACAAACAAAUUGUGUACAUAGCAAAUGUAGCAAUUUCACCACCACCCCUCUCCUCGCGUGCGCCCCCCUCCCCCAAAGGUUUGGCUUUGUCCAGGAAUGGGAGAGGUUAAAAUGGGUGUAGUUUCAGGGUUUGCUAUGAAAAAUUUCAACUAGAUCUUUGAUUAGAUCGAACUGUUUGUUUAUAGAUCAUAAUUUGAUUUAUGUCCUUUUUUUUUUGGUAAUAGUAGGUACUGAAAACAUUUGAUUUUGAGCAUUUUGUUUUCAAGACCAUCAGGUUCUUAAAUAAUGGUAUCCAGUACUUUAAUAUUGUACUGUCAUGAUAAAUGAUCUUACCAUCUACGAAUACCUUCAAACAUACUUGGGAAAUGGUCAGCUCUUAUGUCAUUUUGCCAUUUAGAUCAUUUUCAAUUUUGAAAUCAGAUUUACAAAAGCCUGUUCUAUUACAAAAUAUUGCUUUCAUUUUAAAUUUAAAUAUUUACUUAAAACAAUAAGUUUACAACUCCUUAAGUAGUUGCUUAUGAAACAAUUUUUCAGUGUGUUUCAGAAUGAUUUUUUUAAUUUUUGGAAAAAAAUUAAGUUUUGGGACUAACAAAUUAUAAGAAGAAAAUCUAACCCAUUACCUAUUGGCUUUUAUUUCAUGGUAUUUGCAAUAUUAUGUCAGUGUAUAGGAUGGCCCAGAAAUCUUAAUGUGAUUUUAAUCUAUCAAAACUUAAGCAUUUUGAGCCACCCUCUAUAGCAGUUUUAAAAAUGGAAUGAUUUCUUCCAUUUAAUCCUUUAUAUGAUUUAAACUUUAAGCAGACUUUUCAGAAGUCUACCAGCUUCUAUUUUUUAAUGUAGUUAGUCAAAAAAGAUAAAUUUGAGAUCUACUGCUCCUGUGCUCUAAGUUUUUCUUAGUAGUUACAAAAUGUCAUGGUUCUUUUUCUUAAUUUUAAUAUUCAGUCACUGUUUUGUAGUUAAACUUUUUUUUUUGAAAGUGUGCACUAGUAUGUCUGCGCACACUUGUCUUAGGCAAUUAUUUGAACACAAUAGAUGGGUAAGAAAUAUAAGUGAUAACUAGCCAACUAUGUUUUACUACCGUUUGGGUUACUUUCUCUAGGUGUGAAGAAAGGGCAGUUACUUACUUUAGAAAUUUUUUUUUAAAGCUUUGUCUUAAUUAUCAUAAUACCCUUGCAGCUAAACACACCUUAUCGUUUGCAUGUGUUUGUUAUAUAGUAAGUGAUUUUGUGAGUGUCUUAUUUUAUUACAAACCUGAAAUAGGGUGGGGUGAAAUUCUGUUCUUGGCUAUUAAAUACCAGGUCAGCCUGGAUGCCAUUCAUUCUGUGUGAUUUGAUCAAGAACAUUUGAAAGCCAAUGCAAAAAGUGGGUGUUACAUCUCCUGAACAUCAUAAUGUCUGGGCUCAAGUGUGGCUUCCGGAGUAAAGUUCUUCACAGCCUGUGGCCCUUCACGGAGAAAGUCCUUCUUCAGUACUUACCAAGUUUAUCCUGGGGACAGUCUGCUUCUGAGUGCCAGUCCAGUGGAGCACCCAUGAACUUUUAGUUUAUGCAUUUUUAGAAUCAUUACCCACCUCCUUGUAUAAUUGAAUAACUUUAUUGUUAAAUUUUUGUCUUCUUCCUGAAUUAGUAAAAUGUGUGGAAUUAAGGACUUAUUUUGUCUGCCUUUGUCUUUUAGUUGCAAGAAGUGAUAGUAUAGAAAUAGAAAAUUUAGCAAUGUUAACUUACCUAAGGUGUCACUUGAAUUUGUUAUCUGCUGCCAACAUUCCUUCCUACUUAACUAAAGGAGAUAUAAAUCAAAUUUUGGCAUAGUUUGGCAGUUUUUUUCUUUGUAUAGUUUGUAAUAGUUGUGUUCUAAAGUUUGAAAUAUUCAGCUUUUUUACAUUUUGUAAUAAUUAAUGUGGUCAAAAUAAACAUACAUCCAUUCUUCUCA